Anarrhichthys ocellatus (wolf-eel) is the source of this 466-nucleotide messenger RNA. RefSeq names its product interleukin-17A-like. Lineage: Eukaryota; Metazoa; Chordata; Actinopteri; Perciformes; Anarhichadidae. The transcript has 2 exons. Gene Ontology annotation, cellular component: extracellular region. Gene Ontology annotation, biological process: inflammatory response. Gene Ontology annotation, molecular function: cytokine activity. The annotation marks the transcript as partial. The record is from RefSeq and is a predicted model, not a curated record.
GUGUGUUGCAGUGUAUUGUGGGUAGUCGCCUCCUCCUCCAGGGUUAAGACUCCUCCCUCUGCUCCUCCUCGCUGUGGCGCCACGUUGGCGUUCUCCUCCGAGGUCUCCUCCGAGGUCUCCUCCUCGUCUGAAGGAAACGGGAACGUCCACCUCCGCUCUCUGUCUCCGUGGAGCUGGAGGUCGUCCACGGUGCCGAACCGGAUCCCCUCCGUCCUCUGGGAGGCCGAGUGCAGCAGCAGCCUCUGUUCUGGUCCCGACAGCAGACAAGACCUGAACUCGGUCCCCAUCUACCAGAACGUCCUGGUCCUGAACCGGCAGGAUCGAGGACGCUGCUUCGUCGCGUCGUACCGCUCUGUGGCCGUCGGCUGCACCUGCGUCUGGGCCAAGACCAGCAAGGACUGAACCCGAACCACCCACCUGGAUCUCCACAAACCUGGAUCUGAACCACCUGAAUCAGAACCACCAA